Messenger RNA from Serendipita indica DSM 11827, 762 nucleotides. The record is from the annotation of a GenBank genome assembly. NCBI's taxonomy places the organism in Eukaryota, Fungi, Basidiomycota, Agaricomycetes, Sebacinales, Serendipitaceae.
AUGUCCUCGCAUAAAUCGACGCGACUGCAGAGAACUACACAGCAGAUUCCAUUGUCGCCGCCCAUUGUAAUCAAUGCAAAGAACCUUGAGAUCAUCCAUCACCAGCCCCAACCGCCAGUCGUGCCUGUACGCCCGUCCUCGAUGACCCGUCUCAGAAAGCGCGCAAACUCGAUGGGAGCAACGUCGGCUUCGCACAGCGUACCCUACCCAGCGUAUCUUGCCCGUCAACCGCGUGAUCAUAAUGCACACGGUGGAGGUCGAGGUUCGCCUACUCCUUAUUCGACUCCUUCCAAGAAGACCAAGAUUUUGUUCUACGACAAGGAUAAGCCGUUCUAUGGGUUUACAAACUUUUUCCCCAUUCGGUCCGUUGUGUUCGAGGGAAGGACGUAUCCAACGUCCGAGCAUGUCUUCCAAGCGUACAAGUUUAUCGUUCAUCGACCGGGGCUUGCGGAACAUAUCCGCACGUUCUCCAAGAAUCCACGAGACGCGUUCAAUGAAGCUCGUCGGUUCCAGCCCGAGGUUCGAGAAGACUGGGCAAAGGUCAAGAUAGACCUUAUGUAUAAUAUCCUCAAGGCCAAAUUCUCCCAACACUCCAGUCUCAAACGCGAGUUGAUGAACACGGGGGAUGCAGAGCUUAUAGAGGACUCGCCAGUGGACGCCUUCUGGGGUUGCGGUGCGAAUGGCAAAGGAGAGAACCAGCUCGGUAAGACUCUGAUGCGGCUACGAGACUUUUUUCGCAGCAAGAAAGGCCUCCAGUUUUAA